AGUAGCUCGUUCGUUUGUACGCUCGCCAGCCAUAUGUUUUUGAUACGCCAGCAGUAAAGCAAAAGUGCAGACCGUCAAGUCAAUUGUUGGCAUUAAAAAGUGACAAAUCGUUGAGCGUCGCGUUUGAUUAUUACGUGUAUUGUUCGCAGUUUGAAAGUUAAAUGCUUGAUAAGUAAUCGCAAACGCCUUGUGGUGCAAAGUUAAAAGAAAACACUCGUUUAUUUUUAUUUUUGACUACUGAAUAAUGUUUUUAUUGUUGUUCUUGCAAUGUUGACGGCAAAGUGAGCGCGCACGCCUGGUCGCAUUAAUUAUUAAUUCAAAUUAAUUAAUCGCCAUAAAUGAAGGCAAACAAAUUUGCCGACUAACAAAGCAAACUACCCAAUUUGAGCGUAAACUAAGAAAAAAACAAAACAUACAAAAAAAAAGAUUUAAAGUUAAAGUGAAAAAAACACAGAAACAAAGCAAAGUUGUGCAAAUUUAUGUGUUGCUUUGUACUUCCAAUUCAGCAAAAAACUAAACGAAAAAUGCGAUACGCCAGGUUAAUCGAGUGUCCACUGUGAAAUCGCCACUCUAAACUGCUGCACGCUUUCUGACUCAAUUUUCAAUUGAAACCAAAGUGUGCCCUUACACAAAACAUUAAUUGCGAAUAGUCCCCCCGCCAUAACCAAACUCCUUCUCGCCACCUCGCUGCCCCAUGUUAAAGCUGUCAUCCACAGGAAUGACGGUCACUGGUUUACGCACAAGCAUGACAAGUCCGACGGUACCGCCGCAAACCGCGUCCGCUGCCAUCACCACCGCCAUGACCAUGACCAGCCCCAGCACGAUUGUUGUAAGCCCCGCACACCUCAUCAGCGGUAAUAACAGCAGCAACAACAACUCCACCAACAACAGCGCCAACUCCAACAUAAAUCGCAGUAGCAGCAACAGCAGCCCCACAUCACCUUCCACACUCCUGCUAACGCAUCAGCAACAUCAAACGCUGCAACAACAAUUGUUACCGUUGCACACACAAUCGCCGCAUAGUCACCCGCAUCAUCAGUUGAAUAAGACAAGCUCGCGUUUAAGCAAUUUCAGUGUCGCCUCACUUUUGGCUGAUACGCGACCAGCGGCUACACUAUCGCCCACACGCACACACAGCGCCGAAGCGAUGCAAACGGAGCCACGCAAUUUGUCCAACAACACGCCAGCCGUCACGUUAUCACCUGUUUCGCCUGCCGGUUCCUCACCCGCCUCACCAACCGCCACACAUAACGCGCAUCCCCUCACACCCCAUGCGUCGCCCCACUCUACUCAUCCGUCACAUCCACAUCCUCACGCACAUUUUCAUCCUGCCGCCGUUGCACAUCACGCGCACCUACUGCAUGCUGCAGCAGCUGCACACGCGCAGCAACAACAUGCCGCCGCUGUGGCUGCCGCUGCUGCGGCGCAACAAGCCGCCGUUGCGGCAGCGGCUAAUGCUGGCGCAUCGCCGCAUUUGCAUGUCACAUCAGCGCAUUUACGUCACACACUAAGCGGCAGCUCAGCAGAAGCGCCCACUAAUCUAGUUACCACGGAAGGAAGCAGCAAUGCGCAACAACAACACUCUUCAGCGCGUGCCGGUUCACCAGGCAUGCAUACGAACGGUCCCAGCGCCGAAACGUCGUCCUCAUCGUCCGCAACAGCGCUGCUAGCCAAACAUGAACGUCAUUCGCCCAUCGGCAGCUCAGUGGAUUCCGAGUUGGAGUAUGAUGAUGAAUACAAUGAACAUGAGCAUGAUGGAGAGCACGAGCAUGAUCAAGAGGAGGAUUCGAUUGUGGAUAUUGAAGAUAUGAAUGCGGAUGAUUCGCCGCGUUCAACGCCAGAUGGCUUGGAUAGCAGCAAGUCGCCAGAGGUGCUUAGCAGUCAUAUGACCAACUCACCGCAUCUACUCUCCCCAGCUGCGCUGGCAGCUUCAGGUCAUGUGCCCAUUAGGCCGACACCGUUUAGCGCGCUAGCGGCAGCCGCUGUGGCGUGGGGUGGCAUCGGCGGUGGAGUGCCGUGGCCAGGUGCGCGUCAAAUGCCACCAUUCGGACCACCUGGGCUGUUUCCAGGACAAGGAUUCGGUGGAGGUGAUAACAAUGAACCGCCACGCAUUAAAUGUAAUCUGCGCAAACACAAACCGAAUCGCAAACCACGCACACCUUUCACCACCCAACAGCUACUCUCGCUGGAGAAGAAAUUCCGCGAAAAACAAUACCUCAGCAUAGCAGAGCGUGCUGAGUUUUCCUCGUCUCUGCGUCUAACCGAAACGCAAGUGAAAAUCUGGUUUCAAAAUCGCCGCGCCAAAGCGAAACGUCUGCAAGAAGCCGAAAUUGAAAAGAUUAAAAUGGCCGCACUAGGACGUGGCGGACCGGGUGCGCAAUGGGCGAUGGCCGGCUACUUUCAUCCGAGUCUAAUGCAUUUGGGAUAAAAAGGAAGUGAAGCAAGUAUUCUACUACGAGUAUGUAAAGGUACACCUAAAGUUGUGGCAUGAAAUUCCGGCCUACAUCAUUCGCUAGAACCCAUAAGGUAUAAUACAUAUACAUGCAUACAUACAUACGUAGGAAUAUACUGAGUCAUGUUAGCAGGCUUUGCCCUCGUCGGAGUUCAAGAUGGUAUCUGAGUUCGCCCACUCAACUCUUAUUGCAUACUGAACACACUUUUGUUUAUUGGAUACGCAAACUUUAGUGGGAUUCUAAAAUAUCUUAACGCUAAAAAUAUAUCGCCAAAAGCUACAAUGAAUAGAACACCGGGUAAUUGCAUUUAGUGAAUUUUUUGGCGAUGUGAUUUUAGCGUUGGCUAAAAAUUUCACAAUUAACAUUAGUUUUCUUAUUUAUAAAUAUAUAUUCGUAGAUUUACUUACCCAAAUUGCUGUGAUGU
Messenger RNA from Anastrepha ludens (Mexican fruit fly), 2877 nucleotides. RefSeq names its product muscle segmentation homeobox (gene Dr). The coding region runs from base 695 to 2428 and encodes 577 amino acids. Gene Ontology annotation, molecular function: RNA polymerase II transcription regulatory region sequence-specific DNA binding; DNA-binding transcription factor activity, RNA polymerase II-specific. Gene Ontology annotation, cellular component: nucleus. The transcript has 2 exons. The record is from RefSeq and is a predicted model, not a curated record. NCBI's taxonomy places the organism in Eukaryota, Metazoa, Arthropoda, Insecta, Diptera, Tephritidae. Gene Ontology annotation, biological process: regulation of transcription by RNA polymerase II; embryonic morphogenesis.